Messenger RNA from Lactuca saligna, 330 nucleotides. The record is from the annotation of a GenBank genome assembly. Lineage: Eukaryota; Viridiplantae; Streptophyta; Magnoliopsida; Asterales; Asteraceae.
AUGCACAUGGAAACGUAUAUCAUUUGCAGGGAUGUGAGAUCCUCAAACAUUUUGUUAGACGGGGAGUUCAAUGCAAAGAUCACAGAUUUUGAAGAGAGAGGGUUUAAUCCGGUCAGUGGAGAGUCUCCUACAUCAUACAACGACGGUUAUGUGGCUCCUGAGUAUCUAGCCACUGGGUGGUUAUAUCUGAAGAGCGAUGUUUAUGGUUUUGGAGUGGUGAUGCUAGAGAUAGUUACAGGGUUACGUGCAGUUGGUUCUGUUGAAACGAGUUUAUCCAUCGAAAGCUGCAUUGAAAGUAGCUCAACUCAUCAUAGAUUGUCUUCAUCAUGA